CGUAAACAAGGAGGACCUGCAGAGGUGCCAGGAGUUGGUAAUCGACGCCCAACAAGUUUAGUCAUCGGUGCACUUCUCGAACUACAACGCAAAACUUUAACGCAUUUAAAAAUAAGUGCUUUGGUGACUGUUUAACACACAAAAAUGUGGUCGUCUUUCACCGCAUCACUCCGAAAACUCUUCGGACGUAGUAAGAGAGAAGAAAUAACGCAAGAUGCUGAAGACACAGCUAACAAAGUCGAAGAUUUAGCUCACGACUCCACUGUCAAAACCGGAGAGUUGUAUAAACAAACUGAGGAAAAUAUCAAAGAUGCUGCACACAAAACUGAGCAAGAUUUUAAGAAAAUUGGUCAAGAUGUCGACACUAAAAAAGCACAGUUUGGGGAAGCUCUCCAAGACACCAAAAACGCCGCCGAAGCUAAAGCUAGAGACUUUGAACGUGGCGUUGAAGACACACUCACUGAAGCUGGAAACAGAGUGAAAGAAACCCAAGAAGCAAUCGAUAAAAAAGCGCAAGAAAUGCGUGAAGCAGCCGAAGCUAAAGCACGCGAGGCGAGAGAAGCAGCUGCAGCUAGGGCGAAAGAAGCAAGGGAAGCGGCCGAAGCCACAGCUAGAGAAGUGAGAGAAGCGGCCGAAGCCAAAGCUCGAGAAGCGAGAGAAGCGGCGGAAGCCAAAGCUAAAGAAUUGAGAGAAAGCGCCGAAGCUAAGAAAAAAGAAGUGAGGGACGCCCUUGACGAAAAGAAACAGAAAUUUAACGAAAGUGUGCAAAGUGCGGAAGAAACGAUCGAAAACAAGUUUAAAGAAACGAGGGAAAGUAUCGACACUACGGUUAAAAACACGAGCGAAGCGGCCGAAGCCAAGCGCAAGCAGGUCAUCGAAGGGGCGCAAAGUGUGGAGAAAGCGCUCAGUGAUAAGUGGCAAGAAACGACAGAAGCUGCCGAAGCAAAGAAGAAGGAGUUUGGGGAAAGUGUUGAAAAUGCGCAAAAAUCUCUCAAUGAAGCGCUUGAUCGGAAAGUUCACGAUGUGAGCAACUAUACUACUGAGAAGAAGCAACAGUUUGAGGAAGGAAUGCACAAUGUUGGGGACGCUCUGGCGAAUAAAUCGAAAGAAGCAGCCGAUUAUGCUAACGCUACAAAGGAACAAUUUGCGACUAGUUUUCAAAACUUUGAAAACACCUUAGAUUUGAAGCUGAGGGAAGCUGGGUCCGCGAUUGAUAACAAGUUUCACGAAUUUGGAAAUUAUUUGGAUAACACUAAGGAGAGUUUGAAGGAAGAUGCGGAUGAGACGAAUCAACGGAAAAGUCAUUCUUAAUUAAGUAAAAUGCUUGCGUUAUUGUUAGAGUAAACUCGUGAAAUAAAUGAAAUGCCAAAUUGGUGUUAACCAAAUGUUAUUAUGUGGUGAAAAACCUAAAUAAAGUAUGGCUUGAAGGCAAAUUUGUAAAAACAAAAUUUAAUCAUCAGAUUCGUUGUUUUCACGAGAGAAUAUUUAAUUUUUUCUGUCUACUUAAAUACUCAAGUGUGCCUUUUUUAUUAAGCAAACUGUUGCACUGUUUAUAUUUUUGUAAAUUUUUGCAUUUGAUAUUUGUAUAAAUGUAAAACUACAAAUGUUUAUGUAUUUGCUUGUAAAUAAAUUUUAUUUCAAAUUAA
This is a messenger RNA of Tribolium castaneum (red flour beetle), 1646 nucleotides long. RefSeq lists its product as uncharacterized. NCBI's taxonomy places the organism in Eukaryota, Metazoa, Arthropoda, Insecta, Coleoptera, Tenebrionidae. The coding region runs from base 145 to 1311 and encodes 388 amino acids. The transcript has 3 exons. The record is from RefSeq and is a predicted model, not a curated record.